Plasmodium fragile is the source of this 3771-nucleotide messenger RNA. RefSeq lists its product as uncharacterized. The record is from RefSeq and is a predicted model, not a curated record. Bases 1 to 3771 code for a protein of 1256 amino acids. The transcript has 6 exons. NCBI's taxonomy places the organism in Eukaryota, Apicomplexa, Aconoidasida, Haemosporida, Plasmodiidae.
AUGGAGAGCGAGCAUGAUGAUUCCAUGAUACAGACAUUGUGUGGUGCAUACGACGAUGACGAGGAGCAAGGGCAGAGGUUGGAUGCGAAGAAUAUAGCUAUAUGUCACUUAACACUUAAAGCAUUAUGUUUUAAACAUGGAAUUAAAUUGGGCGCGUCCGGUGAGAACCCCGAGACUGUGAACACUGGGGCAGAUGGCAUAAUGCCAUAUAUGAAAUGUAUACUGACAAAUAUAUUCAUGAAGAGAAUACUUGGACGGAAAUGUGUAGAAGCGGCUGGUGGCAAACAGGCAUUUAGGGCUGCGCAGGCCUUGAUGACUGCGCAAUCCGCCACACCGCGCAAUACUACAUGUGAGGGCAAGGAUUUACAGUCGGGUGACAGCAGCCAGAAUCCGGACACUUGGACAUUGAUGGAAAUAAUGGGAAGGUGGUUUGAUAGGAAUACGACAGGAUUGAAGGACGGUAAUGUAGGAGCAUUAGGGGAAGGUUGCAUGGUAGCAAGAGAAAAGACAAAUGGACGAAAGGACGACCAGUUGGGUGAAUUGAAAGAGAAGGUAAGAAAACAAAUGGAAGAGGUUGGCCAGGAUAUGGCGAUGAAGAUAGCGACAAUAUUACCGCAGGUAAAAACGUGUACAACUACAGAAUGUGUGAAGAGUAUAAUAGAACAAGAGAAGCAAAAGGAUUCUGUUUCCACAGCUCCCAAAGGUAAAGGAGACGGACAGUCGGGACCACCGCCCGGCAAACCCGCCCCAGCAAAACCAGCACCACCACCCGUGACGGGAGCCGGCGAACAGCCGCACAAACCUGCCCCGGCCAAACCAGCACCUGUCAAACCAGUAGCGGCGACACCGGGACCCGCGGUGACACCGGGGGCGACGGCAUCAUCUGGUGGUGGUGGUAAGGCUGGUAAGGGUGCUGCCGGAGGAGGGAAGGAGAACGGGAAGACCGUGAAGGCUGCAAAAGGAGAUAAUUGUGAAUGGAUGAGCAUACAGCAAGACAAGACAAGGCACACACAAGAACUGCAACAAUUGCACACCGUGUUGGGUGCAUUUGCACAACAUAUGCAGACGCACGAGCAGCUCGUGGAUGCAUACGGUGCAAAUUGUGAUAAUUCUGGUUGGAAUGAUUUCGACGACGCCAAAACGCACCAUACGGGGCAAACGGUGGCGGAUAUGAUCAGAUGCAGACUUAUGAGUUCUGCACUGUGGUUUGCGAACAAAGAGGACCCGGACAAGCAGGGUCAGGAUGAAAUGGCCAAUAGGUUCCGGUGUGAAGUAGCCAAUGUAUUUGGGUACAUGCUGAAGAAUCAGUAUUGUAAAAAGGAAGGAUGGAAGAGGGGUGUAGAAUAUGCCUGGAAAGCACUGCAAGAGAUGGGCAAGGACGUAGAUGGGAAGAAGGGGCUCACGGGUCCUGUUAUGGCUGGCAGAUGCACACAAUGUGGUUACGUAGGUAGUAUGACGAAGCUGGGCAUAAUAAAUGGAGACAUCGCACAGUGGUUAGUAGACCAAGGAAUAAUGAGAGAAAUAGCACAGAUACAGCAACAGAUGCCAUGUCAUAAAGAUUGGAAGAAGUAUAAAAAGGAGAAGGGUGGUACUGAUAAUAAGGUUAUAGAAAACGACAAAAUACCGGAAGUGACGGCAAUAGAGAAAAAAGUGGUAGAAGAGACGGAGAAGGUAAUUGAGAAAGUAAAGGACAAAAUAGACCAAGAAAUUGCAAACGGUAAGGCUCAGAGUACCCAUGGAACGAAACCGGUAGCUGGAGGAGGAGGAGACCAGAAAGGGGAGAAGCCGUCGGCACCAUCAGCAGCAGGCACAUCAGGAACAGGAACAUCUUCCGGACAACCACGAUCAGAUUCCUCGGCUGGGGAAGGACAGCCGGCCGCAGGAGGAACAGCCGGGGAAGGACCAGGUCAGGGACCAGGACCUGGACAACAACCCCCACCACCACCACCGAACAACGAACCAUCGGGAAAGGGACCAACGGAGGAGACGACACAACAGUCGUCAACGGACACUCAAGGUGAGGACGAGUGCCAGGACGAUAACUCCGAUACGAAAGCAUCCGGUAUAGAGACGCAUGCGAACUCGCUUGUCACUGUUGCAAGGGGUACGCACACAUACGAAGGCCAGCAGCCUUCAUGCGCCACGCUCAAGGCGCUGGAAGACAACCAGCACGCUGCCACUAGUCCUAACCCAAGUUCAGGGACAGGCGAGGGCAAGAAAACAGAUGCAACGGACGCUGAUGGCAAGGAACUACCAACAGUAGACACUGCAGGCUCGGAACCACAUGGAGCUCCUGCGCAGGAUAAUACAAGUGUGCAGGAUGGUACCAGCAAGCCUGCAAACGGUGGUGCCAGUACAUCGUACGCAAACGUCCAAGCUGGUAACAUAUACGGGGACAUUUUCAUUGGGGCCAGUAUAAUUCCUGAGUCUGAACGCCAGGGUUCCAGUGUGCCCCACCAUGGUAGAGCUCCAGGUAACAGCGUAGUAGAUGCGGGCAAUGAUGACCCCCCUCCUCUCAAUCCACCCAAACCAAAACCGAACCCGAAUCCAGAUCAAACCGGUUCGAGCGGCACACCCACUGAAACAAGAACUCCUGCAGAUGGUGUUUCUGGUGGGGAAGGAAAGGGAGGUGGUGGAGGAGGUUCCCCAUCCUCAGGACCUGGUUCCACUGGUCACCAAAACCCUGGUUCCUCUGGUACUGGUACUGGUAGUACAGGAGGAGAGGGAACUGGCGAUUUCUGCAAGGUCGAUGCGAAAAACAGUAAGGGGGAUGGGACAUGUGCGAAAGAGAGUUCCUCAAGCAAUAGUUCCUCGACUAGUCCCCCAGAUCCUUUCUCUGACUGUAGCACCAAGGACUGUAAAUUCGGCCUUGACCCAGAUGUUGGCCUGAACAUAAAGGACGCAGCCGGGGGAUUUAUGCCACCGAUUCCAGCAGAUGGAACACUCAGUUCAUCGGGCGAUAACCAAGGUGGGAAGGAUGAUGGUUACGCUGUCCCUGACCUAACCGCCGACGUCCUUACCGCCACUACUCCCGUACUCUUCUUCCUGUCCGCCGUCAUCGUCGCCCUCCUUGGUUAUUCCCUUUGGAAAAAUGGAGGUAACAAAGGUGGGGCUUCUGCUAUACAUUAUGAGUUACUUGGGUACACAGAGGGCAAGGCAAGUACACUAGGUACAUCAUCGGCUAAUGUCACAAGCCAAUUUGACACGGUAGAUGCAACUAGAGUUGGAUCGACUACCGUGACAUUGAGUGAUGGAACUGAUGUGGGUAAACGGGGUCAACGUAAUUUUUACGAUGGUCAAUCUACGGGUGCCCCGAAGAAUAGGUUGUUCGAUAGCAUGUGUAAGAAUUUAAAACCCGGGGCCCCACUAAAGAAGCCACAGCACAAGAACAAGACAGCGCCCGAUAUAACUGCACGGAAUAGUUGUAGAAGAGGUUUGAAGAAGUUGACACGUUGUAAAAUGGGGAGAAGAGCAUGGUUGGGGCUUGUAGUAGUGUCCACAGUCCUGUAUUCAUCCUUUAUUUCCAUUAUGCCACAUGUCAUGUCAAUAAUUAUGCAGGAGGGACAAAUUCUCAAUUUAUCGUUUUGGAUGGGCUUGUAUGGAGGUCCCAUACUGAUUACAGUCAUCUAUUCCUGCGUGCUACUAUGUUUCUGCUGCUCGAAGACGGGGAAAUGUUUACUGGAUAAAAUUUGGAAGAAGAAGAAGAAGAAGGAAGCUCCCACAGAAACAGACAACAACAUAGGAGUGAAUAAGGAAUCGAAUAAGACGUAA